AUGAAGGGCUCCCAGGCCUUUCACAGAAUCUUUCUGGCUUCUCCUGCCCCUGCUUCCCUUCUCUUCCAACCAGAUCUACAGCGCACCCACUGUUCCUUAGACUACUUCAUGUUUUGCUGUCUUAAUGUUCCUGCUCACCCUCAUCAUAUUCUAUCAAAAUUCGACUCAUUUCUUAAAGUCUGUAUCUUGUACGUCAGUGGUUUUCAGGGUGUUUUCCACUCUCAGAGAAGUCCCCUGGAGUCUUGCGGGGGUCCACGUGGUCAAACCAGUUUUUGUAACACUAAGACAUUAGUGCUUUUUCACGUUUUCACUUUGUUGACAUUUAAUACUGUGGUGGAGAGGCAGAGGAACCAGAGAUCAAAUUGCCAGCAUUUGUUGGAUCAUAGAAAAAGCAAGAGAGUUUCAGAAAAACAUCUGCUUCUGCUUUAUUGA
Molecule: messenger RNA, 432 nt
Organism: Rangifer tarandus platyrhynchus (Svalbard reindeer)
Lineage: Eukaryota; Metazoa; Chordata; Mammalia; Artiodactyla; Cervidae
Source: the annotation of a GenBank genome assembly